Messenger RNA from Rattus rattus (black rat), 1422 nucleotides. RefSeq names its product preferentially expressed antigen in melanoma-like protein 7. Gene Ontology annotation, cellular component: cytoplasm. NCBI's taxonomy places the organism in Eukaryota, Metazoa, Chordata, Mammalia, Rodentia, Muridae. The transcript is spliced from 3 exons. Bases 1 to 1422 code for a protein of 473 amino acids. The record is from RefSeq and is a predicted model, not a curated record. Gene Ontology annotation, biological process: negative regulation of DNA-templated transcription; negative regulation of cell differentiation; negative regulation of apoptotic process.
AUGGACCUGGAAGCCCCACCCACCCUCCUGCAGCUGGCUGCACAGAGCACGGUAAAGAAGGAGGUGCUGACCAUCUCUGUUCUGGAGUACCUACCAAGGGAGCUUUUCCCAACGCUGUUCAAGGAGGCCGACACUCAGAGAAAAGCUAAGAUGAUUAAGAUCCUGGUGGAAUACUGGCCCUACCCUUGCCUUCUUGUUAGGUUGCUGAUAGAUAAACCCAACUUGGAGAUCUUCCAGGCUAUACUGGAUGGAGUUGGCACAUGGCUGAAACGAAAAUAUCGCCCCAGGAUGGGGAAGCUUGAAGUGGUUGAUUUGAGAAACGGACACCUUGACUCCUGGGAUAUGCAGGCUGGAAGAGAGGGUGGAGGAGCCCAAUCAGAAACUGUGCUUGAGAAGCAAGUAAUGGAGGGCCACUCAAAUAGGCGGCGUUUGAGGGUGUUCUGUGACCUUUCCUUUAAGUCUUCUAAGCAUGAAGAUAAACACCAAACACAUCUGUUGCGGUGGGCAAAGGACAGAGAGGAUUUCCUGCAUCUGUGCUGUAAGAAGUUAGAGAUUGGAGCAUUAGAAGUGUCCAAGGUCAAGAAGGAGUUAAAAUUUUUACAGCCAGAGUUCAUCAAGGAGUUGGAACUGAAUACAGUGGGGAAUCUGUCCAAAUUGGCAAAACUUGUACCUUGCAUCAGCAAGAUGAGAAACCUUCACAAACUCAUGCUAGUACGCAUCUUUGAAAGGACCUAUACACCCUCAGAGAAAAACGUCUCCAAGAUCAUUUCUCUGUUCCCUGAACUCAGGUAUCUCCAGAAUCUCACUAUUGGUGAUGUCUAUUUUCUUAAAGACCACAUGAAUGAGUUACUCAGGUGUCUGGUGGCUCCCUUGGUGUCCCUGACUAUCACUCUCUGCCAGAUCUCUCAGUCAGAUUUGGAGUCAUUUGCCCAGCGUUGGAACUAUGGUCAGCUUAAACAUCUGUGUUUGAAAGGUGUCUCUUUAACUGCAUUGAAUGUCACGCCUCUCAAAUGUUUCUUAGAGAGUGUUGCAAACACUCUGCAGACUCUAGAAUUAGAAGGCUGUAGGAUGAGUGACUCUCACCUCAGUAUCCUUCAGCCUGCCCUGACCCAAUGCACCCAGCUCACUAGUUUCAAUUUUUAUGACAAUAACAUCUCCAUGGAUGCUCUGAAGGACCUUCUGCGUCACACUGUCAAACUGAGCCAGCUGACCAUGGAACUGUACCCUGCUCCAGUAGAGGUCUAUAAUGAGUGGGGUUAUGUUCAGGUAGAGACAUUUUCUCAGCUUUGUGCUGAGCUCAUGGACACACUCGUGGCUGUAAGGCAGCCCAAGUCAAUCUGCUUUGGUACCUAUUCCUGUUAUGACUGUGACACACGCUGUAUCUAUGAAAAGAAUGCCACAUUUUGUGAAUGCUUGGAGUAA